Molecule: messenger RNA, 1617 nt
Organism: Aspergillus udagawae
Lineage: Eukaryota; Fungi; Ascomycota; Eurotiomycetes; Eurotiales; Aspergillaceae
Gene: erg12
Product: mevalonate kinase
Exons: 1
Coding region: 1-1617 (538 amino acids)
Biological process (GO): isoprenoid biosynthetic process; ergosterol biosynthetic process
Cellular component (GO): cytoplasm
Molecular function (GO): ATP binding; mevalonate kinase activity
Source: RefSeq, a predicted model, not a curated record
AUGGGCAACUCCCGUGGACGCCGAACGAACGGCAGCAUCAAGACCAGCAAGGGUGCCCAACGUGGUACAGUGUCCCACCUAUUGUCAGAUCAGCCCCUCGCGGCACGACCCAAGGUCUCGAUAGUCAGCAACGACGACAGCCAGGACAGUUCUGACGGCGGCGCAUCCACGACUCCUUCCAUGGCCGAAUCCACAGUGAAGACCACUAUCAACGGCACAGACGGCACGAAAAGAAAUAUGUCGAGGAAGCCCUCAUCGCCAAUGGCUCCGGCCUUUAUGGUGUCGGCGCCAGGCAAGGUUAUCGUCCAUGGCGAGCAUGCUGUUGUCCACGGCAAGGCAGCCAUGGCUGCGGCCAUUUCCCUUCGGUCCUACCUUCUCGUCACAACGCUGUCCAAAUCGCACAGGACAAUUACAAUGAAUUUUCGGGAUAUCGGUCUGGACCAUACGUGGGACAUUGACGAGCUGCCGUGGGACGUGUUUCACCAUCCGUCCAAAAAGAAGUUCUACUACGACCUGGUCACCUCUCUUGAUCCGGAACUCGUCGCCGCAAUCCAGCCCCACGUCGAGGCCGUGUCUCCAGGAAAACCAGAGGAUGUGCGCAAGAUCCAUCGCCGAUCCGCGUCCGCGUUCCUUUACCUGUUCCUUUCCCUCGGGUCGCCGCAGAACCCUGGAGCGAUCUACACCCUCCGAUCCACCAUCCCCAUUGGCGCAGGUCUCGGCAGCAGCGGGAGCGUCUGCGUCUGUCUGAGCGCUGCGCUACUCCUCCAGAUCCGCACCCUCGCCGGGCCCCAUCCCGACCAACCUCCUGACGAGGCGGAAGUGCAAAUCGAGCGCAUCAAUCGCUGGGCGUUUGUCGGGGAGAUGUGCACGCACGGAAACCCUAGUGGUGUGGACAACACGGUCUCCGCAGGCGGCAAGGCCGUGGUAUUCAGACGGGAGGACUACUCCAAGCCACCAACUGUCACUCCGCUCCUUAACUUCCCCGAACUACCGCUCCUUCUCGUCGACACACGACAACCCCGCUCAACCGCCGUCGAAGUGGCCAAGGUGGGCAAGCUGAAGGAUGAGCAUCCUGUCGUGACCGACUCCAUUCUGGAGGCAAUCGACCAGGUGACCCUAGCAGCGCAACGAACGAUCCAGGAAAUCAACGCCAAGGGUAUCACAGACCAGACGCUGGAAGACCUGGGUACCCUGAUACGUAUCAACCACGGCUUCCUCGUAUCGCUCGGUGUCUCGCAUCCCCGCUUGGAGCGGAUUCGCGAGCUUGUCGACUACGCCGACAUUGGAUGGACAAAAUUGACCGGUGCUGGAGGCGGCGGGUGCGCAAUCACUCUUCUCCGUCCGGGCAUCAAAGAGGAGGCUGUCCGCGAGCUUGAAGAGAAGCUUUCCGCCGAAGGAUUCGUAAAGUACGAGACGACAUUGGGAGGCGAUGGCAUCGGUGUUCUCUGGCCGGCUGUGCUUCGCAACGGCACCGAUGAAGAAGGUGGCGAGGAGAUUGACCAACAGAAGUUCGAGAAUGCAGACGGCGCCGAGGGCAUCGAGCGUCUCGUGGGCGUCGGCGUCCAGGAGAAGCGGGAAGGAUGGAAGUUCUGGAAACGGUCGCCUCGUUUCUCAUGA